CGUGAGCGCCUCUAGCAGCAACAGCUAGUCUCGUCCCUCUACUUGUUCAACGCUGGCAUCGAAGUUUUCUGAUUAAACAGAAAAUCGUGUUCCGCCUUUAUUUCUGGCUUCGCUUUCCAUCAAAAUUGAAUCUGGUUGGUCUCCAGGCAAAGUUGGACGGCACCAGGCUGCGCAGUCGUACUAGGUCCUGAUCAAGUUGGCCAGUUCCCAAUUCGAUAACUGACCGGAAUCAUGUCUACUCAUAUUCGCCCUCCCCCGCCCGGUGAAGAGGAUCUCCAACAUCUCUAUGAUGAAGUUUGGCGGAUCUUUGACGGUGAAACAGCUUCCCCUACCGAGCGCUCGCCAACAAGUGCAGUCUCUGCCCAUGCACACGAGCCCUACCCUAAUGGUUCAUUCCACGACGUUGGUGCGACAAUAUCUCCAUCCUCCUCAAUCCGCAGCGCCCUUCCUCGCCCUCCUAUGCCUGCACCUCAGCGGCCCCAUUCACGUAAGAUACGCCCACUGCCCGAUUCUGCGACCUCUCCUACCCCAUGGAGAUUGAGACCACUUCCGUUGCCUCCAGACUUCCGCUUCUUCAAACACAACGACAAUAGAGAAACCCACCAGCCAAGAAUCGCCAGUUUCUCCGUCAGAUCCGCUGAAUGAUCUUACCAACGAACUCCGAGAAAGAUCGCCCUAUCCGGUUACUUCCGGAGGUUUUGGGGACAUCUGGAAGUGUCUUUUAGUGAAGCACACUGAGACCGUCCAGGUAGCAGUGAAGACCAUUCGCGCUUUCGAG
Suillus paluster is the source of this 778-nucleotide messenger RNA. RefSeq lists its product as uncharacterized. The transcript is spliced from 4 exons. NCBI's taxonomy places the organism in Eukaryota, Fungi, Basidiomycota, Agaricomycetes, Boletales, Suillaceae. Bases 232 to 645 code for a protein of 137 amino acids. The record is from RefSeq and is a predicted model, not a curated record.